Messenger RNA from Diospyros lotus (date-plum), 765 nucleotides. Its product is annotated as agamous-like MADS-box protein AGL62. The transcript has 2 exons. NCBI's taxonomy places the organism in Eukaryota, Viridiplantae, Streptophyta, Magnoliopsida, Ericales, Ebenaceae. The record is from RefSeq and is a predicted model, not a curated record. Gene Ontology annotation, biological process: positive regulation of transcription by RNA polymerase II. Gene Ontology annotation, molecular function: RNA polymerase II cis-regulatory region sequence-specific DNA binding; DNA-binding transcription factor activity, RNA polymerase II-specific; protein dimerization activity. The coding region runs from base 1 to 729 and encodes 242 amino acids.
AUGGAAAGAAAGAACAAAGGUCGCCAGAGAAUCGCCAUGACCAAGAUGGAGAAAGAGAGCAGCCGACAAGUCACCUUCUCUAAGCGUCGUUUCGGCCUUUUCAAGAAAGCUAGCGAGCUUUCCAUUCUUUGUGGAGCUCAGGUGGCGGUGAUAGUGUUCUCGCCCGGAAAUAAGGCCUUCUCUUUUGGUAACCCGAGCGUGAACGCCGUCAUUGACCAAUUCCUGACUGGAAAUCGGUCUCCGGAAACGGUGAGGGAUCGGAACAACGAGGCUCGACGGAACGCCACCAUGAUGGAGCUAAGCCAGCGGCUGAACCUUGUCGAAAACAUGCUCGAGGUUGAGAGGCAGCGAGGCCGGGAGUUGGACCAGAUGAGGAUUGCUAGCCGGGGAAAAUUCUGGUGGGAGGAACCGAUUGACAAGAUGAACAUGAAACAGCUAGAGAAGAUGAAGAUGGCCAUGGAGGAUCUGAAGAACAUGGCCAUCAAGCAGGUGGAGAAGGUGAAACAAGAGCAAGAGACUAGUGAUGUCAAUACUUUCAUGGUAAGGUCGAGCUUUUUGGGCGGUGGCGGUAGUGUGCCGCCGUUUCUUGCAGGAGGAGCCAGCGACGAUCCUCCGUCUCUUCUUGCUGGGCGUGGUUUUUCUGGUGCUCCAUUUGAUGCUGGGGCAUCAAGCUCUGCUCCUCCAAUGGUCCCUGGAUUUAACCGUGGCUCUAGUCGUUCAUUCAAAUAAGUGUCUUUGAUAGUUAUGUUGGUUUUGUUGUCUUGU